UCUGCUUCAAGCCUCUUCACAGAUUUUUAAUUUCACCUUUUUUUCAUAUUAAUCUAUACUAUCUCAUCUUUCUCCAUACCCAUAAUCGAUCCUGCCCCUUGCUCUCACCUUGGGUCUAAAGCUUCCCUCCCUUGCUUACUGGUGAGAAUGUACAAUAAUAUUGGAUCCCAACCUGGGGUACCUCAGCCUCAAGCGAGCUUGCCACCAAAUCCUUUCGGAAGUGCGUUUAAUGUUGCUGGUUCAGGGCUCAUUCGAGGCGGAUUGGGUGCUUAUGGAGGGAAGAUAUUAGGAUCAAGCUCAGAGUAUGUCCAAAGCAAUAUAAGUCGGUAUUUCUCUGACCCCCAAUACUACUUCCAAGUGAAUGACCAUUACGUUAAGAACAAAUUGAAGGUGGUUUUGUUACCAUUCCUGCACAGGGGUCAUUGGACUAGAAUAACGGAGCCAGUCGGGGGUAGGCUCUCUUAUAAGCCCCCAAUUUAUGAUAUAAAUGCACCAGACCUAUACAUUCCAUUAAUGGCAUUUGGUACUUAUGUAAUUCUAGCUGGCCUCUCGUUGGGUCUUCAUGGAAAGUUUAGUCCAGAAGCUUUGAACUUGUUAUUUAUCAAGGGAUUGCUUGGUUGGUUUAUGCAAACUGCACUCCUUAAGGUGACACUACUUUCAUUGGGCAGUGGAGAAGCUCCCCUUCUGGACAUUAUAGCAUAUGCUGGGUAUACUUUCACUGGCAUAUGUUUAGCUGUUCUUGGAAGAAUAAUAUUGGGCUACUCCUACUACUUUCUGAUGCCAUGGACCUGUUUAUGCAUGGGAGUCUUCUUGGUGAAAACAAUGAAGAGAGUUCUUUUUGCUGAGGUCAGGAGUUAUGACUCAAGCAGACACCACUAUCUCUUGCUCUUUAUUGCCUUGGUUCAGUUCCCAUUGUUCACAUGGCUUGGCAAUAUUACUGUCAAUUGGCUUUUAUAGGGUGAUAGUUUUUACACUGUACUAGAAGCAAUUCUUAGUAAAAGUUUUUGGUUGUUGAAGUUGGAGCAUUGUAAUAUAUGAACGUUUUAUUUUUCCAUUGUUUCUACCUGUUGGUAAGUUUUCAGAAAUGCAUAAUUACAGGCCUUACUCACAUGUUCUUAUUUUUCUCGAUUCAUGGGAAUGGAGACUAUUCUUUUAUAAAAUUAUGUAUACCACUGAAAACAAUGUGAAACUGGAAUUUUGUA
Molecule: messenger RNA, 1202 nt
Organism: Vigna radiata var. radiata (mung bean)
Lineage: Eukaryota; Viridiplantae; Streptophyta; Magnoliopsida; Fabales; Fabaceae
Product: protein YIF1B-A
Exons: 5
Coding region: 148-957 (269 amino acids)
Biological process (GO): endoplasmic reticulum to Golgi vesicle-mediated transport
Cellular component (GO): endoplasmic reticulum-Golgi intermediate compartment; COPII-coated ER to Golgi transport vesicle; Golgi membrane
Source: RefSeq, a predicted model, not a curated record